AUGGAGGAAGUGAACGCAAAACCAGAGACGAAAACUGAGUCUGAAGUUGUGUCAAAAUCAGUCUCCGAUCCUUCAACAACCGAAGAACUGCUGGAGUUUGUACAGGGUCAACUCGGCGACAUGCAGAAACGCUUGCAGGAUAUGACAGACGUCAUUCUCGGCAGAAUCGAUUCCCUGGGAACGCGGAUAAAUGAUCUCGAACGAAAUAUGAACGACUUGAUUGAGGCCGCGGAGGUGGACCCCGAUCCCAAGUCUGGGUCGGAUGCCAAGCGAUUUGACCUGGAAUCGUGA
Messenger RNA from Notodromas monacha, 291 nucleotides. NCBI's taxonomy places the organism in Eukaryota, Metazoa, Arthropoda, Ostracoda, Podocopida, Cyprididae. The record is from the annotation of a GenBank genome assembly.